This is a messenger RNA of Oikopleura dioica, 336 nucleotides long. Lineage: Eukaryota; Metazoa; Chordata; Appendicularia; Copelata; Oikopleuridae. The record is from the annotation of a GenBank genome assembly.
AUGCCAUACACCGGCAAAGGAACAAAUACUGGUCGAGCUCUACAAGCAGUUCUCGACAAUGGUUUGGAUAAAAAUGGCGAUCGACCGGGGGUUCUCAACCAGAUUCUGGUGAUUACUGAUGGAAAGUCAAAGGAUAACAUCAAGAGACCAAGUUCUCUUUUGAAGCAAAAGGCGAAAAUCAUGGCAAUUGGUGUUGGAACAAAACUGAGGAAAGACGAUCUUUACGACAUCGCUUCCGAUGAAAAAUCGGUGUAUUUUCCCGAAACAUACGCAGAAUUAGGAGAGUUAAAAUACGUUCUAUCGGAUAUGUAUUGUCCGCCUAAAUGUAUUGUAUAA